UUGUUUGUGUGCGCGCGUGACGCGACCGUCGUUUGAAAUUGCAAUUCAUUCGCGAGAGACGAUCAGCCUGUGGUUCCCGAUGACGCUUUGUUUUCGGUGGGGGAACUGCGCGCUGUGUGUAUUUUUUUGUUAUCGUUGACGAUCGAGAGAGACGCUAUAUAGCUCAUUGUUAUGCAUACGAGGCUCUCGCUAUUCGGAGCUAUUUCGGAACGUCAUAUGUUUUAUUUAUGCUGUCGUGCCACUCUCAGCGUCAAAUAUUUUCGCUAUAUAGCAUUGAGAAUUGCUGUAUGCACCACUAGUUUUUUAUACACUUUCUACGUGCUGUGUAAUUUCACCUAUUUCUUGUCGAAACCAAUUGAAUACGACAGCAGUGUACUGCAACAAGAAGAGAGUCUAGUCCUCAAAACGUUAUGGAUAUUGCUAAUCAAUGCAAGUUUACUGAGUGCCUUUAUACUGCAACACUCUGUGAUGGCCAGUGAUUCUGUCAAAGACUUUUAUUAUAAAUUUAAUAUUGAAGACAUUGAGCGCAGUGUCUACAAUGCCAGUAGUGCAGCAGUUCUGCAUAUCUUAGUUUCUGAAUGGCAACCGCUACCAUGGGCAUCAAUUUGGAAUUUCAGCACAUCAGAAAACAGCAAACUCUGGUUUCUUAUAAGUGCCUUUCAUGUAAUUGGCUGGUGUAUAGUCUACAGUGGUUGCGUUAUGAUGGAUAUCUCAGAACUAGCAGGAAUAAAGCAAGUGUAUUACAAAAUGUCUGGUAGACCUCGCCCAAUGGCUGUCAAAUCUCGAGAACUGCAGAGAUAUUUCAUGCACAUGAGACAUCCAAGCUUUACAGGCUUCCUCCUGGUCUUAUGGAUUUAUCCAUUGAUGAGCCUUGAUCGAUUACUUCUUGCUUCCUUAUUAACAAUGUAUAUGAUCAUGAUGUGGACUAUAGAUCAGGAUGAUUACAAUUAUCAUUCGAUUGUCAUUGCAAGGAAACAGAGAGAACUGAGCAACAAAAUCUACUAAACUAGAAUAGAAGUCUUAAGGUGGAAUAGUAUUUUUUUGGUAUUGUUUGUUUGUUAUUAGUUGAGUUAAACUCAUGCAGAAUGCUUUUUUACUUACACCAUUGACACAUUAAUUUAUUGAGUGAUAUCAACAUUAAUAUUACAUACAUUAUUCCAUAUUCAGUGUGUUUGGCAUUAUCGAUUUUGUAUUUCUUGAAUGAAAGGUUUGUAACAAGUCUGUUUAAAUAUAAAUACUUUAUUAAUGUUUUGCAUAACUUUGCCAAGUUUUUUCAAUUAACAAAUAAAUCAUUUAAUUCCUAGUUUGUAACUUGAAUCAACAAGGCUGUGCCUUUGAGUAUCCAGUAGGAUUGUUUUCGAGCAGAAGGAAGAAGUACGGGCAUUACAAAGUUUGUACUGUGUCCAGUAGUUGACAAAACUCCAGCUCUUAUGCUUGUUUUGUACAGUGGACAAACAUAUCUGGGAUCAUUUUCUGGCAGAGUCAGUACUGGAAGAAUGUGUAUAACUGGUAAUGCAGGAUUCAUCUCUCCUCUACUUGCAUCGACUAGGAUUUUAAAUUUAGUAUCCCAUUUGCCAGCAUCUACAAAGAGCCCAUGAGCAAGUAUUCCAUCUUGCGGUACUUGUAAGUCUUUGUAAAUACUGGAAACCUAGAACGAAAUUAGUGAUUACUUGGCUAUAACUGAAAUCGAUUUCUCGUAUAAUCAGGAAUAAUUUUAUUCGGCAUACUUCUUUGCCUGCUUCUUUAUGAGCCGUUUCAAUAUCUUCUUGAUCAAGAACUACAUCUGUGACUUUGAAGUCUAAUUUUAGAUGAUCAAUUGGGAUAUUGUAUUUUCUAGCAUGUGUUUGCAACAUGCCAGUUAUGAAUCCUUGUGGAAAAGAUAGACCAGACAGCCAAAACGAAACAGGUUUCUUGUCUGUUAACCAAGUCUAAGACGAGCACAAAUAUUGGGUUAAAAAUAACAGCUUUCUAAAUAUUGCAUCGUAAUUUUGAAAAUUUUCCAGGAUCGUUUAAUCUUUACCUGUAUAAAAUCGAUUCUAAGCUCUAAAUCUCUUAUCCAACUUCCCAAAGUUUUCAAUGAUGGAUAAACAUUCAUGUUAUGCCAUAUUUGAGGCACCUGUUUGAAAUUCAAAUAUUUUUGUAAACACGCAUUUAAAAUGCAAUCGAUUACUCAACGUCCAUACGACUUUGUCAAACUUACUUGAUUAUUGACAAGAGACCUGAAAACGUUUUCGAGUUCCUCGGACAUGACAACAAAUCCCUUGAUCGCUCUUUGCAGAUUUUCCAUAGAUGAAUGAAUUCUCGUCAGUAAAAUAUUGUAUCUUUCAACUUCGUGCAGCAAAACAACUGUCAGCGACGGCAAACGUCCCGCGCUGUCUUUCUGUGAAAUAAUGUAGGAUAUUUUUGGCGAUAAGUUAUACCUACAUUAAAAUCAAACGGAAAAUAUUGUUAUUAUUUUUACGAAGCACGUACAUCUAGAUGUUUUGGAUUGCACAUGUCGAUAUCUAUUUUGAGAGCGAUUUUUUCCAUUAUCAUAUCUGCCAGCUCGUAAGCGAUCUCCGACUCGGAUUUUCCUUCUUUUCCGAUACCAACUUUCGGUUGAACGUCCAUUAUCGUUUCCACGAUCGUUUUAGAUUCCUUUAGCUGCGUUAAUAUGAUUUCAGUAAUUCUCGUUAUUGAUGUAAUUCACACGUAUACGAAAUUUUUGUAAAAUUGAAUGUUGAUUUAAUGUGAAAUGAAUUUCUAGAAUGUGUAUAAAAUUUUACUUGAAAAGCAA
Molecule: messenger RNA, 2776 nt
Organism: Nasonia vitripennis (jewel wasp)
Lineage: Eukaryota; Metazoa; Arthropoda; Insecta; Hymenoptera; Pteromalidae
Product: nurim homolog
Exons: 4
Coding region: 172-1005 (277 amino acids)
Cellular component (GO): nuclear membrane
Source: RefSeq, a predicted model, not a curated record